Molecule: messenger RNA, 1437 nt
Organism: Spathaspora passalidarum NRRL Y-27907
Lineage: Eukaryota; Fungi; Ascomycota; Pichiomycetes; Serinales; Debaryomycetaceae
Exons: 1
Coding region: 1-1437 (478 amino acids)
Biological process (GO): transmembrane transport
Molecular function (GO): transmembrane transporter activity
Source: RefSeq, a predicted model, not a curated record
AUGGUCAACCACAACAACUAUACCUUGCUCAAUUAUCUAGCAUUCAACUACGCCGGUUUUGCCUGUAUAUCGAUAAUUGUCUUUUUGUCGUCAACACAGCCUUUUUACAUCAAGGAAGUACUCGAGCUUGAAAAUGCGAAGAUCGGAGGUGUAAUUGGAAUUCUAGGUUUCAUUGAUGAAUUGACGCUGAUGAUCUCCGCACCAUUCAUUGGGGCAUUGAAUGACAAGUUAAAUACUAUUCUGGGUGGCGGAUCCCGUAUUGUUCCCAGCAUUGCCUUUUUGGUUAUUUCCAUAGCCUUGGCUGGAUAUUCGGUUUGUUCAAAGUUUAGUGAGUUGAUGUUGUUUAGAGCAAUAUUUGCACUUGGUGUUACUGGAUGUAUGAGUAUGAUUACUGUAUUGUUGAAUGAAGUAGGAGAUUCAGAUUUUAAGUUAACAUUUAAACGUAGGGAAAUAUUACUUGGCCAUGAAGAAGAAGAGGAAGAAGUAGAAGCUGAACCAGAAAGAAAGAAAAAUGGGAAGUUUUCGGCAUUGAUUGGAAUAAGCACUGGUAUAGGUGCUAUAUUUGCAGUAUCCGUUUUUGUGCCUUUGCCUAUUAAAUUGGGUGAUAAAUUCCAGUUAGAUAUAAAAUCCAGUUUAGAGUGGGCAUAUUUGGUUGUUCUGGGGUUUGCAAUUUUCUCGUUUAUGAUUUUGAUAAUUUGGUUAUACAGAACAAGAAGCAAUGUCAAUUCAACACACGAAAACUACUUUGAAUUAUUACGCCAUGGAUUCGAAUUUUCACGUAUCAACCAUCAGGUGAAAUUAGCCUAUGCAGGUGCGUUCGUUGCUAGAUCAACUACAGUGGCCAUGGCUGUGUUUAUUCCACUCAUGGUCUACGACUGGUACUACAACAAGGGACAGUGUAAAUCAAACGAUCAAAAUACAGGAAAUUUGACUUGUCACGAAGGGUAUGUAUUCUCGGCAAUCUUGACUGGAAUUGCCCAAACUAUUGCCCUUGUAUCUGCACCAUUUUGGGGAUUCUUGAUUGACUUCAGAAAAGUCAAGUCGAGAAGCACUCCAUUAAAAGUAGCUGCACUUUUUGGGCUAGUGGGGAACUUUCUUUUUUGUUUCUCUAAUACUACGAACCCAAAGACUGUGACUUGUUUCUUGAGUGUAUGUAUUUUGGGUGUGUCACAAAUUGGAUUGAUAAUUAGUAGUAUGAGUGUUUUAACUGGUAUUCUGGAUGUGCAUGAAAUUAUGGGGUCAUUGAGCGGGUUUUAUAGUUUCUGUGGAGGUUUAGGGAUAUUGAGCAUUACUUUACUUGGCGGAUUCCUUAGUGAUCUUUGGAUCCUAGGUCCAUUCUUUAUCUUGGGAACAUUCAAUGCGGCAUUGUUGGUGAUUUGUCACAUAAAUCGUGAUGAAAAGUACCAAGGCGAAUCACCUUUAUUAUUACUAGGGUAA